Messenger RNA from Zingiber officinale, 2143 nucleotides. RefSeq names its product probable receptor-like protein kinase At5g18500. The transcript is spliced from 9 exons. Lineage: Eukaryota; Viridiplantae; Streptophyta; Magnoliopsida; Zingiberales; Zingiberaceae. Gene Ontology annotation, molecular function: ATP binding; protein kinase activity. Gene Ontology annotation, biological process: protein phosphorylation. The record is from RefSeq and is a predicted model, not a curated record. Bases 450 to 1994 code for a protein of 514 amino acids.
ACCGCCUAGUGCCCUCCAAAUCCAACUCCCAUGUCAAAUUACCACGAAGAGGAAAAGGCGGAGGAGGUCCAGAAGAAGGUGAGACAACGCCGCUCCUCCUUUUUUUUAUACGGUAGAUGUUGCUGUCUCUGCCGACAAUGCGUCAAGCACCUGCUGCGACUCCAAGAGGACCCAUCGCCGACUCACCAACCGGGGGGAAGAGGAAGCUAAACACUGACUACCGUGCGACGUGAUCUCCGUCCUGUCCCCCGGAAGACUUCUUGUAGCUUCGCCCGUGCCGUAUGGGGUCCAGCGGCGGCAGAGGUAUAAGCGGGUUAGGCGAAGGGAGACGAUUGAAGGAGCUACGUCCGUGAAAGUAGGAUUUUUGGAGAUUGAUUUUCGUCAUUGCCGUCGCUUGCUGUGUCUCAUUUAGACACUGAUGUUAUUGAGGGAAAAUUUGGCAUUUCGACAUGAUUUGGGCACUUGAAGUUACUGUUGCUUCUGGCGUAGUUGUUUUCUUGAAUUGUGACCCUAUUUUAUUGAGUUUCCACGAUUGCUCCAUAUUCAUGAUUUUAGUUAGUUUGAUCUUGACGUUUGAUUCUUGCAGAUACCGUGCCAUCAGAAACAUGUCAUCGUCCAAUCCUUCUCUUUCUGAUCAUCUAUCUGGAAAAAUUAGUCCUUUUGGUCUUAGAGUGUGGCAGAUAAUUGGCAUUAGCUUUGGAGCAGUCCUGUUAUGUGCACUCUCGUUGUUGAUGAUGUGUCUCUGUUGCCAGAACAGAAGAAGAUAUAGAAGUCCUUCUGGUUAUCUUCCCACCACUGAGAUUCCUGCAUUUACCAGAGACAUCCAGGAAGUCCCAGUUGAGAAGCCUAUAAAAAAUGAUUCUGUUCUUCUUAAAGGCUAUGCUGGCUCUAGUGACAAUGGUUCCAACAUGGGAGUGAACUUUGGAAAACUGGAACCAGCAAACUUUAUGGUAAACAGACAGCAUUCUUCUAACCCUGCUGCUGCUCCACAAUUAUCAAGCAUUCCAGAGUCUUCUCUCCUUGGUUGGGGUCAUUGGUUUACCUCAAGGGACUUAGGAAUUGCGACGAAUUGGUUUUCAAAGGAUAAUGUUAUUGGUGAGGGUGGUUAUGGAGUUGUCUAUCGUGGGAAGCUGAUCAACGGAACUCCAGUAGCAAUCAAGAGACUCCUUAACAAUUUUGGCCAAGCAGAAAAAGAAUUUAGGGUGGAAAUUGAAGCAAUUGGUCAUGUUCGCCACAAGAACCUAGUUCGGCUCCUUGGAUUCUGUGUGGAAGGCACUCAAAGGAUGCUGGUUUAUGAGUAUGCCAAUAAUGGGAAUCUUGAACAGUGGCUUCACGGGGCUGUAGGACAGAAGGGUUCUCUUACUUGGGAUCUUCGUAUGAAGAUUAUCUUGGGAACAGCUAAAGCGCUUGCCUAUUUACAUGAGGCUGUUGAACCAAAAGUCGUCCAUCGGGAUAUUAAGUCCAAUAACAUAUUGAUAGACGAGGACUUUAAUGCCAAAAUAUCUGAUUUUGGCUUAGCAAAGUUGUUGGGUGCUGAGAAAAGCCAUAUCACUACCCGUGUUAUGGGCACUUUUGGGUAUGUUGCACCAGAAUAUGCAAAUUCUGGAUGUCUAAAUGAAAAGAGCGAUGUAUACAGUUUUGGUGUUCUUCUCCUGGAGGCCAUUACUGGGAGGGACCCAAUUAACUAUCAACAUCCUCCUGAUGAGGUACAUCUUGUUGACUGGCUUAAAUGGAUGAUUGCCAACCGUCGUUCUGAAGAAGUGGGAGAUCCAACCAUAGUGAUUAGGCCAACUUCUAAGGCUCUGAAAAAAGCCCUUUUAGUAGCAUUGAGGUGUGUUGAACUUGAUUCAGAGAAGAGACCAACAAUGGGGCAGGUUGUUCAAAUGCUGGAACCUGAUAACCAUAAAUCAUGCGAGGACCAAAGACUGCACAAUCGAGUUGCGAAAGGAGAUACUGAAACAAAACUGGAAGAUUUUGAUAAAUCCCAAUCCUGAUUCUAAAUCCAAAGGAACAAGAGACAAGCAGAUAAAUGAUAGGAGGGACAACUAAAGUGCAGAUGAUGCUCAACAUAUAUUAAUUUCAUUUUAAUGAUAUGUUGAUUAGACUUCAGAGGGCAUCUACUUUGCCUGUGUUCAUUUUUUGU